Messenger RNA from Amphiprion ocellaris (clown anemonefish), 4698 nucleotides. RefSeq names its product multidrug and toxin extrusion protein 1-like. Gene Ontology annotation, biological process: xenobiotic detoxification by transmembrane export across the plasma membrane. NCBI's taxonomy places the organism in Eukaryota, Metazoa, Chordata, Actinopteri, Pomacentridae. The transcript has 16 exons. Gene Ontology annotation, molecular function: antiporter activity; xenobiotic transmembrane transporter activity. Gene Ontology annotation, cellular component: membrane. The record is from RefSeq and is a predicted model, not a curated record.
CACUGAACCAGGAAAAUGAAUGAGAGCCUACAUUAGGUGUCACACCCUUCCUCUCCCGUUGGCUUCCGCUAAUUUCCCUUCCUUUCUUUUUCUGUUCCACUCUUCUCCUUCGGGCCCCCUAAGGAACAGGAAACAGUCAAAACUGCAGAAAUGAAGUGUUUGACAAUAUGUCUGAUGGUAUGUUGCAGGGCUUCUUGAAUGUGUUUAAUGAUUAAAAUCAGCUGAAGGAGAAACAAAUGUUUCUCCAGCCUGGUAUGCCAGAAAUUUUUGAGUGGGUGAAUCUCAACAAGAGCAAAACAGCACCACCCAAUGGGAGGUUCUCACAGCCGCAACCAGUGAGUAACACCUCAGUGAGAGGUGUUAACGUGGCAGGAGGAACACCACAUUCUACAUGAUGCGUUGGCAGGAUACAAGAGUGUGUGUUGCUUUGCUAACGGACUCAGUGACUUGCCUCAGGGAAAAAUACACGAGUCUGUGUGUGACAAGCACAACCUUUUUAUAUCUCUGCAGUCAUCAAAUGAGUUUGCGGGAUUUCAGCAGACAAUGUGCAGUUUGCAUUGCUGAUGGGUGUUCUUCAUGAAAAACAGCAAUCAAAGAUGCUACAUUUAGUGUUCACAUGAUUGCAUUAAGAUAUUUAACCCUUCUUCCAUUUCCCACUCGAAUAAUUAUUGACUAGUUAUAUAGAUCUGGGCAAGUUUCAUAAUCUACAAACGUUUUCGGGUACAAGAAGCAAAUAAUUGCAAAUUUGUCACUAAAUGGGAGUUCACUGGGUUUAUGUUUUGCUUGUGUCAGCCAUCAAUAGCUGUUAAUUGAUCCGGUGUUGUUUCCUUUCCUGAUCAAGACUUUGUAUAAUCACAAUGAGCCAAAAUGUGGUCACUUGUAGUGGAUAACCCACGAAGACUUAUCUGUAAUUGAGCAGUUUCAUUCAGUCCUUUAGGGAUGACUGAAACAAAAUGGCUCCAUGUAUUUGAUAUGCAGGGAAAAAGAGCCAAAAUCCACAGACUCCAGAGCAGCCUAAGCCUCUGUGACCAGUGACAGUAUCUUUUUAAUCCCUCAUUACAUAUCUAGUUGCAACGAUAGCGUGUCAUUUACCUGCAAUGUUAAAGUCUUUUACUGUGGUAAGAUUUUGAAGCAGAAGGACAUUCUUAGAAGAGAUUAGACUUCUUCUUCUCUAUCAUAGUAACUUCCACCUCCUGCAAAUACCCUGCUAAGAGGGUUGGUUAUUCAUACAAUGUGUUUAACUACUGAUAUCUUUCUUUGGUCAACAUUUGAUAUCAGUAGUUAGUACUUAGUGAAACUGUGAAGAUCAGUGGUCAUUGACCAGCUUCAUUUUAGCACUCUUUCCCGGAGGAAUGCACACCUUGUUGGAUCAGGGGUGAAGAUAUCCGACUUGCAGCAGUGCAGCUGCAUACAAUACACAUCCACUCUCAUGGGCAGGGAGCAAGGUGGGCAGACAUUGCCUUGGUUAUUGAUUAUUACCCUGGUAAUUGGUUAUUGAUUACCCCCAGCCCUCUGCUGUGAGUCUGAAGGGACACAGAGGAUUGUACUCUACGAACAUCAUUUUCUUCAGUCCUGCUUUCUGCCAAAUCUCAUUUUAGUAUGGAUGAUUUAGCCACAAAAAACGCGUGUAGAGGAGUAAAUGGACAGUCCAAAACAGAUGAAUCACCUUCUCCUGCUGCUCGCAGUGUUGACUCAUGCUGCGGAUCCUGCCUGAAACGCAUCAAGCUCUGGGUACCUGUGGAAUACAAGGGUGAAGCAGUCCAGGUUUUUAAACUGACGGGACCCGUGCUCAUUUCACAGUUGAUGAGUUUCCUGAUCGGCUUCGUCAGCAUGGUGUUCUGUGGUCACCUGGGGAAAACAGAGCUGGCAGGCGUGGCCUUAGCAAUAGCGGUAAUAAAUGUCACAGGCAUUUCCAUUGGCUGUGGUUUGGCAUCAGCAUGUGAUACCCUCAUAUCUCAGAUUUACGGGAGUGGUAACCUAAAGCAUGUGGGAGUGAUUGCACAAAGGGGAGUUUUGAUUCUGCUCUUAGCCUGUUUCCCCUGCUGGGCUUUACUUAUUAACACUCAGCCCAUUCUGCUGGCGAUCAGGCAGAGCACUGAGGUCGCCAGACUCUCCCAGCUGUAUGUGAAGAUCUUUAUGCCAGCUCUGCCAGCUGCCUUCAUGUACCAGCUGCAGGGGAGGUAUCUUCAGAAUCAGGGCAUCAUGUGGCCCCAGGUGAUAAGUGGCACCGUGGGGAAUGUUUUAAAUGCACUCAUCAAUUACAUCUUCCUCUACGUUCUGGAUCUAGGGGUCAUUGGAUCUGCAGCUGCCAACGCCAUCUCACAAUAUUGCUUGGCUCUGUUCUUGUUUGGGUACAUCUGCGUCAGAGGGCUGCACAAAGCUACAUGGAAUGGUUGGUCAAGAGACUGCCUGCAGGAAUGGGGUCCUUUCCUCCGCCUGGCUCUCCCAAGCAUGCUGAUGUAUUGUCUGGAGUGGUGGCUGUAUGAGAUUGCAGGCUUCCUGGCAGGCAUCAUCAGCGAAACUGAGUUGGGGGCUCAGUCUGUAGUUUAUCAACUGGCUGCCAUCGCUUACAUGUUUCCUUUGGCUUUCUCUGUUGCUGCGAGUGUUCGGGUUGGAAAUGCUCUUGGUGCUGGGAACAUAGAGCAGGCCAAGCUGUCCAGCAAGGUCUCCCUGAUCUGUGCAAUUGUUGUUGCAUGUUUCCUUGGAGCCUGUCUGGGUGCAGCUAACAAUGUGAUUGGUUACAUUUUCACCAACGAGAAAUAAGUACAACCUAGAGUGGCAGAUGUUAUAAAGAUGUACAGUUUCAUCCAUGUUGCUGAUGCCUUUUCGGGGGUAACAGGAGGCAUUGUCAGGGGGGCAGGGAAGCCAGUGGUUGGUGCUGUAUGUAGCUUGGUGGGAUACUACUUCAUUGGGUUCCCCAUUGGAGUGUCUUUGAUGUUUCCCCUACAAAUGGGUAUCAUAGGCCUUUGGACGGGGUUUUUAAUUUGUGGUUUGGUAAUGUCUGCAUUUUUAACAGUUUUUCUUUGGAAACUCAGCUGGGACAAAGCCAAGGAGGAGGCGCUGGUAAGAGCUGGAGUCCAUAUUACAGUGAAGAAAUGUUCUGCUCUAGACUCUGAUGAGAAACAGGUCAGCGUAAGGACCAGUCGAUCACAUUCUCUGAGUCCAGCAGAGGAGAUGCUUGAAGUGCUCGAAUCAGGUCAGCAGGCGUCAGCUGGAGAGGCUUUGUCAGUCAGGCAGCUGGUGGUUCGACGUGGCUUCUCUGUGCUGCUCAUGUUCGUCAUCCUUGCCGCUGGAGUCGUCAUCAGUGAGCUGCUCGUCAGGCUGCUCGAAUUAGAUGGGACACCAUAAUUAGAAUUGUACGUGUGUUUGCAGCGUGAAAAAAAAAAACAACUUUGAGAGGCUGAGAGUAGAGGCGCAUCUUCAAAGCGUCUCGUAAAGCAGGAAGAUGUUAACCACAGCUUAUUCUUAACCAUAUCUGCACCCGCGAGGAUGGCAGAGAAGAAGCAGCUUUUCAAAUACUACCACAUUUCAACUGAUUUAUAAGCAAAAAAUCCCUCUUAGAGCCAUUUUUAGUGCACUUAUGACCAAAGACUUAAAAUAGCUGCAUUGGAUUGACUAGUAAUUACUGACCAUUCUAAAAGUCCAACAUACUUGAUAGAAGUUAAUUGGAUAAUAACUGGAUUUUCUGACAUUACUGCAUCAGGAAAUGUCUUUUAAAGUAACAGAACAUUUUCUGAUAGCAGUUGUCUAUUUCCUAGUCAAACCCAGUCACGCUUGCAGUUGUUGUAAUUUGUCGUAUUAGAUAAAUCUACAAAAAAUAGGACAUUAUUUAGACAACCAAUCAAAAGAUGAACUAUAAAAGUAUGUAUAGGCAUGUCUUCUUUAUAUAGAAACGUGAUGUGUAAGAUGGGCUCCAAUCAAGACACUGAAGAAAUUUAUUUUCACACAAUAUUAUAGUCUGAAUGGAUGCCACAAUUAGAAGUAGCAUGAUUAAAUGUUAUAUUUAGGCUACGGCACAUCGGUGGAUGUGUGCUUUCAUCAUCAAAGACAGAAAGGCUGCUCUUUUUCUUUGGUUUAUUUUUCCUUUGAUCUGUGUUGCCAAAUUCGAUGAUAAUGAAAGGUCUGUACGCUCAUGCUGCAACAUGCUGGCUGGAUGAAGACAUGUCAAACCGAACAAAUCAACCACCUGUUCCCUCUGCAGGAGCAGAUAACUAGCUAGCUCAGCCCUUGCAGUUAAAACCUGCUCAUAAAUACAGAAUUGACUUAGGUUAACAGCAAGCAGUUAAUCAUGGAUGAUUUCCUGUAAUGCAUGAAUAUGAGGUGUUUCUACAUGUACAAUAAAGUAGCAGCUUGGCAUUUUGGGAAAUAAUUGAUACCACUUACAGUAUGUGUGUCUGUAAUAUCUGAGGCCACAGCCUGAAGGCACGUAAAGUGUAGAAACAGUUCACAGUUCAAUUCAGUCAAUUCGUUAUUUAUGUAGCACCAAUUUGCAAUAUCAGCCAUUGUAGGGCAUAAAGACAGCAGCAAGAAUACUCUAUAUUUGCAGAGCAGAAUGUGACUUAACAUACCUUCCUUACUGAACUUAUUUUAUAGUGAGAAACUCAACAAUUUCAGGUUUUCCCUUUAAACAAGCACUUUGUUUGUUGCUUUUUAUUUUUCUGCUUCUAUUAAAUAAUAAACAUGCAUGUGGCUGCUUGA